This is a messenger RNA of Myotis myotis, 3570 nucleotides long. RefSeq names its product interferon regulatory factor 8 (gene IRF8). Lineage: Eukaryota; Metazoa; Chordata; Mammalia; Chiroptera; Vespertilionidae. The record is from RefSeq and is a predicted model, not a curated record. Gene Ontology annotation, cellular component: nucleus. Gene Ontology annotation, biological process: immune system process; regulation of transcription by RNA polymerase II. The transcript has 8 exons. Gene Ontology annotation, molecular function: protein binding; RNA polymerase II cis-regulatory region sequence-specific DNA binding; DNA-binding transcription factor activity, RNA polymerase II-specific. Bases 1 to 1284 code for a protein of 427 amino acids.
AUGUGUGACCGGAACGGAGGCCGGAGGCUUCGGCAGUGGCUGAUUGAGCAAAUUGACAGCAACAUGUACCCAGGGCUGAUUUGGGAAAACGACGAGAAGAGCAUGUUCCGGAUCCCUUGGAAACACGCUGGCAAACAAGAUUAUAAUCAGGAAGUGGACGCCUCCAUUUUCAAGGCCUGGGCGGUUUUUAAAGGGAAAUUUAAGGAAGGGGACAAAGCUGAACCAGCCACAUGGAAGACAAGGCUACGCUGCGCUUUAAACAAGAGUCCAGAUUUUGAGGAAGUGACAGACCGGUCCCAGCUGGACAUUUCCGAGCCAUACAAAGUUUACCGCAUCGUCCCAGAGGAAGAGCAAAAAUGCAAAUUAGGCGUGUCGACUCCUGGCUGUGUGAAUGAAGUCACUGAGAUGGAAUGUGGUCACUCUGAAAUUGAUGAGCUGAUCAAGGAGCGUCCUGUGGAUGAGUACAUGGGGAUGGUCAAAAGGAGCCCUUCCCCGCCUGAGGCCUGCAGGAAUCAGCUCCUCCCAGACUGGUGGAUGCAGCAGCCCAGCGCAGCAGGCUUGCCGCUGGUGCCGGGUUACGCCGCCUAUGAUGCACAGCAUUCAGUCUUCUCCCAGAUGGUCAUCAGCUUCUACUACGGGGGCAAGCUGGUGGGCCAGACCACCACCACCUGCCCCGAGGGCUGCUGCCUGUCCCUGAGCCAGCCGGGCCUGCCCAGCACCAAGCUGUAUGGGCCGGAGGGCCUGGAGCUGGUGCGCUUCCCGCCUGCGGACACCAUCCCCAGCGAGCGGCAGAGGCAGGUGACGCGGAAGCUGUUCGGGCACCUGGAGCGAGGCGUGGUGCUGCACAGUAACCGGCAGGGCGUGCUGGUCAAGCGGCUGUGCCAGGGCCGCGUGUUCUACAGCGGCAACGCCGUGCAGUGCAAGGACAGGCCCAACAAGCUGGAGCGCGACGAGGUGGUCAAGGUCUUCGACACCAGUCAGUUCUUCCGAGAGCUGCAGCACUUCUACAACAACCAGAGCCGGCUCCCCGACAGCAGGGUGGUGCUGUGCUUCGGAGAGGAGUUUCCAGAUAUGACCCCAUUGCGCUCCAAGCUCAUCCUCGUGCAGAUUGAGCAACUCUAUGUCCGGCAGCUGGUGGAAGAAGCUAUGAAGACCUGUGGUGCUGGGUCCAUGAUGCAGGCUCCCGAGGAGCCCCAGCCAGACCAGGUCUUCCGGAUGUUUCCAGAUAUUUGUGCCUCCCACCAGAGACCCUUUUUCAGAGAAAACCAACAGAUCACAGUUUAAGUCUCUCUCUUGGGCACCCCACCCCGCCCACAUCUCAUAGUUCAUUAUUACAAUUACUGUUGUAAUUAUUUAAGGAUAUAGAUCCCUCUGACCUGGGGUGGGAUGCCUCCCUCUGCUCUUAAUUUAGUAAGGGCAUUCUCUGAGGGCUCCACGUUCAAAGCGAAGUUGUGUCCAAAUUCUCUCGUUCAGAUGUAAACAUUGAAGCCCACACCAAGUGGUCUGCAUGGUGUAACUAGAACCUCUGAUUAAAACGUUUGUUUCCUGUAUUGUCCCCUAAUUAUCAUUAGUUGCUGUGAUCCUUCAGCAUUUUGGGAUCAUUGAUAUUUCCCCAGGCUUUCGUUCACUUUGACUAGCACAUAGUUGCUUGCAGUAAAGAAAUCUGGGGAUCAACUUGUGAAGACAAGUCUGCUUUUCGUCUUUAUCUUUUGUUAGAGCUAUAGAUUUAUGAUUUCAUGUGCUUGAUUCGAUGUGAGGUGCUUUUGUACUUUUAAGCAUAUUGGUAAGAUUUAAAAAUACAUUAACAAGUACUUUAAUAAGUAUUAUUAAGCUUCCCUUUAAUAAGUGAAAGCAAGCGCUCUUGGCGAGUUUGGAGAACGUACAUUCUUCCCAGAAUCCGGUGCUAGGAAAGCGUUUCCGUCACCGUGCAGCCUGGUGUGUUCUGAUUUGCAGGCCGUGGGAGGUUUCCCUUCGGCACGUUGUUGCAGGAAGCUUAGAGCUAAAGGUAUUUUUUCAUUUCUGCAAUGAAGUCAUCCCAGAUAACCUCUCCGGCUGCUUCUUUCUAAAUGGGUUUGACCUGUUUUUAAAAUAUUUGUAAUUUUAAUUGUCCAAUUAUAAACUGCUUUGCAGCUUUUCGUUCCCCCCCUUCUUUCCAUAAAGUGGGCAGGACAGAAAGCACGCGUUCAAAAUAAAGGGCGUCCCCCCGCCAAAUGUCUGCACACUUUAACAGCUGACAGCUCAAUUGCUGUUUCUUUCUUUUCAUAUUUAACCCAUUGGAAUUAAUAAUUAUUCAAAGUGUGUCUACAUUUUUGGGGGACACCCUGUAUAAUUGUGGAUUUUAUGAGCCUUUUGCUUGUACCUCGAUUCAGUCACUCCACUCACCAGCCGGUGGUGUUGAGUGUGAAGCCAUGGCUAGAGUGGAUUGGGGAUGUGGACGACACAUGUUACCUGUCACCACUACACUGGUCUUGGGGUGAGCUGUGGCUGGGGGAAUGCCUUCUCCCAUCGCUACCACUCCUCCACGCCCCCACUGCACACCAAAUUCUUCAGAAGAGCCAUCUAGUGGGAUUUCCAUGGAGAAGUCCCAGUUUAAUGCUGAUGCUAAUCAAAAGCCAGGGACAGAAGGCUGAAACCAAUGGCCUGGCUUAACAGAGAGGGCAGUUCAGGCUACCUCAGACCCUCCAGUGAGCAGUAAACCACAUCCACAACCUGCUAAACUGCUUUCAGGAUCAAAGAGCACUUGAACAUUUUUUUUUUUCUAAAUAAGUGUUGUAUUUUGCCAGGUUGGGGUGCCUCUUGUCUGUGUGGCCCCUGUGUGCUGCACCGGACCUGGCAGAGAUUGGCACCCAUGCAUGUGGGGAGCGCCUGCCCCACUUCUUGGUGGUGCAAUUUGCUGGUCUGGCAGAGUCAGUCCCACCGUGGAUGCACCAGGCGGGUUUGGGGGUUGGGAGGGCGCGGUUGCUUUGCUUCCACUUUCUUGGGGGUGGGGAGAAGCAUCUUUUCUGUAUUCUUUUCCCUUUGUCACACUGCCUGGGUCAUCACCACCCCUGACUCAGAAUCUUACCAUGAAAGGACAUGUCACCCCAUCGAUGUGAAACACUCACAUCGAAUGUGAAGAAAUGGGAAGAGUUGGAAUUUGAGGGACAAAUUGCCCCCGCUCAGCCAAUCUGGUGGCCUUGAAUAACAAAAGUCCCCGAUUUAAAAUCUGAAAGGCCAAAGAAUGCCUGUUUAUUUCCCCCCAUUAUUGCUGCGAGGGUGAUGCAGGUGUAGCACUAGCCAGCUUAACAAUUACAGGGCCUUCGGAUGUGCCGGAAUUCACGCGGGCACAUAGGAAAACUUCAGUAAAAGUGGCUCUUCGCCUUUGGCCAACCAAGUGAGCAUUACAGUUUUAAGGAUAACAGCUCUUUUCUGAAAUUUGGUGAGAUACUGGUGGAUAGGCUUUAGUUUGUAGCUCAACUGAAUGUCAAAAUAUACAUCUUUAAUAUGCAGGAUGAAUAUUUAUUUUUGUAUGCAUUUAAAAAUAUGUUGAUCUCCUUUAUUCUUUAUUAAAAUAAAGUGCUCUUUUUUAAA